AUGGGAGCCAUGGCUUAUCCGUUACUCUUCUGCUUCCUGCUCGCACAUCUAGGAACCCUGGGCGCCAGCCGUCCGGAACCUCCGGGAGAGAAGCCCGAGCGGGGGAAGCCGUACUCUCAGCCGCUGGUUCGAGCCUCCGCCUCGGACCUCUCCGGCGACAGCACCGCGCUGGCGCAGAAACUGGCGGAGGAGGUGCCGGCGGACGUGGCCUUGUACCUCCGCUCCGGGGACUCUGGCCAGCUGCAGCGAACCAACUGCUCGGGCCGCUACGAGUUGGCGGGCCUGCCCGGGAAGUCGCCUGCCCUGGCCGGCUCCCAUCCCGCCCUGCACGGGGCGCUGGACACGCUGACACACGCCACCAACUUCCUCAAUAUGAUGCUGCAGAGCAAUAAGUCGCGGGAGGAGAACUUGCAGGACGACCUGGAGUGGUACGAGGCGCUGGUGCGCAGCCUGCUGGAAGGCGAGCCCAGCAUCUCCCGGGCCGCCCUCACCUUCGGCGGCGCCGACUCCCUGUCUGCGCCCGCCGGCCCGCGGGUCUUCCUCCAGGCCACCCGCGACGACAGCCACGUCCUGCUGCAGGACCUGUCCACGUCCGCCCACCAGCUGGCCAACGCCUCUCUGGACACCGAGUGGUUCCACGGCCUCCGGCGCAAGUGGAGGACGCACUUCCACCGUCGCGGCUCCAGCCAGGGGUCCCGGGGCCUGGGCCACAGCUGGCGGCGCCGGGACGGGCUCGGUGGCGGCGGCGGGGACAAGAUCCACGUCAAGUGGUCUCCACCGUACUUGGAGUGCGAGAACGGGAGUUACAAGCCGGGCUGGCUAGUCACGCUCUCCACGGCUUUCUAUGGGAUGCAGCCUAACCUGGUGCCGGAAUUCAGGGGUGUCAUGAAAGUUGACGUAAAUCUUCAGAAAGUGGACAUUGACCAAUGUUCAAGUGAUGGCUGGUUUUCAGGAACUCACAGAUGUCACCUUAACAAUUCAGAGUGUAUGCCCAUUAAAGGCCUAGGAUUUGUGCUUGGAGCCUACCAGUGUGUUUGUAAAGCAGGAUUCUAUCACCCUCGAGUCUUCUCAGUGAACAACUUUCAGAGAAGGGGUUCGGAAGCUCGAAAAGAUGUGCCAGAAGAAUCCCACGUCUGCCUCCCCUGCAGGGAGGGCUGCCCCAUCUGUGCUGAUGACAGCCCUUGUUUCGUCCAGGAGGAUAAGUACUUGCGUCUUGCCAUCAUCUCCUUCCAGAUCCUGUGUAUGCUGCUGGACUUUGUUAGCAUGCUGGUGGUCUACCACUUUCGCAAAGCAAAGAGCGUCAGGGCAUCAGGCCUUAUCCUGUUGGAAACAAUCCUCUUUGGAUCUCUGCUUCUAUACUUUCCGGUGGUCAUUUUGUACUUUGAGCCAAGUACAUUUCGCUGUAUUCUCCUGAGAUGGGUCCGUCUUCUCGGUUUUGCGACUGUCUAUGGAACUGUCACUCUCAAGCUUCACAGGGUUUUGAAGGUGUUUCUCUCACGAACUGCCCAACGAAUUCCCUACAUGACCGGUGGGAGAGUCAUGAGGAUGCUGGGCGUGAUACUCUUGGUGGUAUUUUGGUUUCUUGUUGGCUGGACUUCCUCUGUAUGCCAGAAUGUGGAGAGGCAGAUCUCACUGAUUGGCCAAGGGCAAACAUCUGAUCACCUCAUCUUCAAUAUGUGCCUCGUCGAGCGCUGGGAUUACAUGACAGCAGUUGCCGAAUUUUUAUUCCUCUUGUGGGGUGUUUAUCUCUGCUAUGCAGUGCGGACAGUCCCAUCAGCAUUUCAUGAGCCACGCUAUAUGGCUGUUGCAGUUCACAAUGAGCUCAUUAUCUCUGCUAUAUUCCAUACAAUUAGAUUUGUUCUUGCGUCAAGACUUCAGUCUGAUUGGAUGUUGAUGCUGUAUUUUGCACAUACUCAUUUGACUGUGACAGUCACCAUUGGGUUGCUUUUAAUUCCAAAGUUCUCACAUUCAAGCAAUAACCCACGAGAUGACAUUGCCACCGAAGCAUAUGAGGACGAGCUAGACAUGGGCCGAUCUGGAUCCUACCUGAACAGUAGUAUCAAUUCAGCCUGGAGUGAGCACAGCUUGGACCCAGAGGACAUCCGGGAUGAGCUGAAGAAACUCUAUGCCCAGCUGGAAAUUUAUAAAAGGAAGAAGAUGAUCACAAAUAACCCCCACCUCCAGAAAAAGCGGUGCUCGAAGAAGGGCCUAGGCCGCUCCAUCAUGAGGCGCAUCACUGAGAUCCCAGAGACAGUCAGUAGGCAGUGCUCUAAGGAAGACAAGGAAGCCGCAGACCACACCAAAAGCACAGCCCUGGUCAGAAAGAACCCACAAGAGUCUGCAGGCAACACGGGGAAGCCCAAGGAGGAGUCCCUGAAAACCCGGGUCUUCUCCCUCAAGAAAUCCCACAGCACUUAUGAUCAUGUGAGGGAGCAAACCGAAGAGUCCGAUAGCUUACCAACAGAGAGCCAAGAGGAGGAGGCCACCGAAAACUCCACCCUGGAGUCCCUGUCAGGUCAAAAACUGACACAAAAGCUGAAGGAGAACAGUGAGGCUGAGUCCACGGAGUCUGUGCCUUUGGUGUGUAAGUCCGCAAGCGCUUAUAACCUCAGCUCUGAGAAGAAGCCAGGGCACCCACGAAUGUCCGUGCUACAGAAGUCUCUCAGCGUCAUAGCCAGUGCCAAGGAGAAGACUGUGGGGCUAGCUGGGAAAACCCAGGUGCCAGUCACGGAAGAGCGGCCUAAAGGCCAGAAACCUCUGCCCAAAGAUAAAGAGACAAACCGGAAGUUCUCAAACUCAGAUAACACAGAGAUUAGAGAUUCUGCCCCCCCCAACGCCAAUCACACAGAGGAACCAAGAAAGCCUCAGAAAGCUGGGAUUAUGAAGCACCAAAGGGCCAACCCCCCCACUGCCAAUGCUGACAUGAGCCCAGGCACCACCCAGGUGAAGGACAACUUUGAUAUCGGGGAGGUGUGCCCCUGGGAAGUUUAUGACCUCCCCCGUGGUCCUGUGCCUUUAGAGAUGAGAGUUCAAAAGCACGUCUCAAUUGCGGCAUCCGAAACAGAGAAAAACCCAACUUUCUUCUCAAAGGACAAAUCUCAUCCGAAGCCUAAGGCAGCUGAGCUCUGUCUGCAGUCCAACCCCAAGGGCCUAGACAAAGCCCAGGUCUGCCCUUGGGAGAUCGAAGGUCCGUCUCUUUUGGAAGAUGAGAAGCACCUGAUUUCCAAGACUCAAGUUCCUGCAGGGAGAGCUAAAGCUGAAAAUGUCAGUCAGCACAAUGCAAUCAAUGCAUGUGGCACCCAGCGUGAAGAAAUACCCCCCAAAGCCGUAGCCACAAAAGCCAAGAAUGAAAAUCUCAACCAAAUAGGAGACUGGGAGAAAAAGACAUCCUCCCCUGAGGGAAAUGUGCCCGGCCCCUGUAACUCCAGUAAUAACUUUCAGCAACCGUUAAUACCACGAGCUGAGGUGUGUCCUUGGGAGUUUGAGACCCCAAAGUAACCAAAUGCUGACACAAGUGUAGCUUGACCUGCCUCUUCCACUUUAAGUGCAAAUAAGAUAGUGGAGCCUCCAAAAUAAGAAGCCUGGGAUACUUUUUAAAACGUAGCAUCUCUAGAAUGAAAAGGGGAACAACCCAAAUGUGAUAGAAGACAAAAGAUCAGGAGAUUUCCCUAGAAGGUUCGACCAAAGGAAAUGGGAAAGGCAUGGGCAGAACAACAUCACAAUGGAGAAGGUAGACUAGAAGGCCCCUUUCCCUGGUAACACCAAGAAAAUCUUCACAUUUCAGCCAUGUUUAGCGAGAGAAGCCCUCGAGUCUGCCUGUGAGAGGUAUCUGCCCACUUUGAACACCUUGAACAAGAUGAACUAGAAGACACAGAAGAGCUACAGGAGGAAGCGGGUGGAGCUGGACACAAGCAGAAUUCUUAGUAGCCGGCUAAAGAACUUAACUAUUUAACCUUGAUAGCACUGCUCAUUUAAUGCAUAUCUCUCCCCCUGCCCCACCAAAAAAUACCUUUUCUAUUAGUAAUUGCUCUCAUUUUCUUAUACUGUAUGUUUCAGUACAUUGUUGUGUCUCAUAUACAAGCAUUCCAGAUUGUAAAAUUUUUGCAAAUAACUUUGAUAUCCCGUGACACCACACAUAUAUGCAAUCUGCAGCUACUCAGUUGUUGUUGCCACUUAUAAAAUAUUUGCUAUUUAUCAACUUUGGUUGAUUCUUGACAGUAAGCUUUCUCGGGCUUGGGAAGCCAUAACUGUUAUGAUACAAAAUAAUAAUAUAAUAAUAAUC
Molecule: messenger RNA, 4282 nt
Organism: Erinaceus europaeus (western European hedgehog)
Lineage: Eukaryota; Metazoa; Chordata; Mammalia; Eulipotyphla; Erinaceidae
Gene: GPR158
Product: G protein-coupled receptor 158
Exons: 11
Coding region: 1-3498 (1165 amino acids)
Biological process (GO): G protein-coupled receptor signaling pathway
Cellular component (GO): membrane
Molecular function (GO): G protein-coupled receptor activity
Source: RefSeq, a predicted model, not a curated record